AUGGCAAAGAAGCAGUUUGAAGAUCUUCCUGAGGACGUCAAGGGACUCAUAGUUGAGAAGGUCCUCCGCCCCACCGACCUCGUCAACCUCUGCCUGGUCAACAAACAACUGCACACUCUCGCCGUGAAACCACUAUGUCGGACCGUUCACCUCGAACUGGGCUCACCCAGCGACUCUCGCCUCUCCGCCUUCUUCAGCCCGAAGAACAUCGGCCUCCCGUACAUACGAUCGAUAUGGCUCCACUCGGCCCAUACAAAGAAAGGAUCUGGACUGAUACAGCAAGCAAAGCUUAUGUUACGCAUGCUGCUAGAGUUCCUGCCGGAGAAUAUCCUUGAGGAGCUGAGGAGUGAGGUGCCGGAACUUCAGGAGAUCAACUGGUGUGCCUGGCCUGCGCUCAGCGCCGAGAAUGUGCUCAUGCUUUACCACAAACAGCGGAAGAUGAAGUGGUUAGAGGCCAUGGAGCUCGACCGCAACGUCCUGCCGGUUCUGCAGAAGCACGAAGGGUUGCGGAAGGACAUGUUUGCCAGUGCUCGGAACCUGCGUUUAUUCUUAGGGACCUGGGCCAUUCUGAACCUCGGCGGCUUCCUGGUCACCAAUAUGAAGGACACUCUGGAAACACUGAUCGUCCACUGCAACUUCGAUCAGAUUCAGGACACCGGCCGUCGGUCUACAACUCGGAAUCUGAACGACAGUGCCACCGCACCUGGUCUGUUGACACGCACCAUCUUCAGUUCGAUGCUGCCGUUCGACAAGUGCGAACCGUUGCAGAAUCUGACUAGACUGGAUCUGCACUGUGUCGGAUUGCGCUUCUGUGAGGAGACGUGGUGCAAAGUCAUCAACUUCAGGAGCUUGAAGGAGCUCAGCAUAUACUUCUGCUCUGCAGCAGAUAGUCUACUCGCCAGGCUUAGCACGAUGGCACACCUGCCUACUGCACUGAAGUCACUCACCCUUCACCACUCAGAUAACGAUGAGCAUGAGGCCUUGACCGCGCUAGAUGGCCUUCUCCACCUCAUCAAUGGUCUCGAAACGCUCAUCAUCGACAUGUGCGGAGUGGAUGCCCUCCCAGCCGCCCGGGGCAUCACACGCCAGAAGACCAGUCUGCGUAUCCUCUCGGUCCACUGUGUAGAAAUCGGACCAGACCGAGAAGACGAUACCACAAGCGGCCGGGAACUAGUCUACUCCAACGGCGACUUCCUCAAAAUCUGCAAGGCGAACGCAUCACUGAUCGAGCUCUCCUGCGCCUGGCCAGCCGCCAGCUUGCUUAGCGACACAAACGGCGACUGGGUACAAUGGGAAAUCGCCUGCUCCUUCCUCCGUCACCUCGUGACCCUCCAUCUCUCCACCUGGCCCAGCACAAACAGCCUCAAGAAGGUCGUAUUCCUACCGCGCAACAUCUACGACUCGCUCCUCCGCUGCUUCGCACAAAGCCUCCUCGUCGAAUUCAACCGCCCGGCCCCGCCCGUAUUCGAAGACGACAGCGACCCGGAGCAAACCGCGGCUCGCGAAGCCAAACUCCUCGCUCAACCCUCCCACCUCCGCGUCAUCGCCUUCGGCGUCCACCACAACGUCUUCGAGAGGCGGGAGUCGAAGAACAUGAUCUGCUUCCUGCGCAGCACAUCUCGUGAUGCUGAAGGGCGGGAGCAGACGUUCGCUGCGACGCUGAACUGCUGUUUGAGGAAGUUUGUUGAGCCGCGGAGUACGGUGCUGGAGAUCCCUUCGGAGAUCCGGACGGAUGUGCGGGCGCCGGGGGAGGAGGAGGAGCGAGCGCCUAGGAUUUUUGGGUGGGGGGAUGAUGAGUAG
Saxophila tyrrhenica is the source of this 1800-nucleotide messenger RNA. RefSeq lists its product as uncharacterized. NCBI's taxonomy places the organism in Eukaryota, Fungi, Ascomycota, Dothideomycetes, Mycosphaerellales, Extremaceae. Bases 1 to 1800 code for a protein of 599 amino acids. The record is from RefSeq and is a predicted model, not a curated record. The transcript has 3 exons.